Messenger RNA from Aspergillus uvarum CBS 121591, 894 nucleotides. RefSeq lists its product as uncharacterized. The record is from RefSeq and is a predicted model, not a curated record. Gene Ontology annotation, cellular component: cytoplasm; nucleus. NCBI's taxonomy places the organism in Eukaryota, Fungi, Ascomycota, Eurotiomycetes, Eurotiales, Aspergillaceae. The transcript has a single exon. The coding region runs from base 65 to 784 and encodes 239 amino acids.
CGACCGAGUGCCAUCCCGCCGUGGGCCAGUCUCUCCAUCUGCACAUUUCAUGACCUGGACUAACAUGACUGCAGGCCUGGCCAAGAAGUUCCCCGGCCCGUUCAACUGCUACGCCCGGAGCAUGUCGCCCGACCAAACGAGGGACACCUACACCCUGCUCGACCACACGAUCCGCACGCAGGGCCCCUUCGACGGGGUCCUCGGCUUUAGCCACGGGGCCGCCGUGGCCUUAGGGUACCUGCUCGAGAGCUUCGCGGCGGUCGGCGCCGCGCCUGCGGAGUACCCCUUCCGCUUCGCCGUCUUCUUCUCGUGCAUUUUCGCCUGUUCGGCCGACCGCACCUUCGUCGAGGACCUCUAUCCCGGCCUGCGGCCGCAGGAGUGGAGCACAGUCCGGUCGUGCGACUACGCGCAGCUGGACAGGUUGCCGGAUCGAUUGCGCACGGUGACGACGGCGAUCAGUCGCUUGCUGGACUGCGUGCAUCCGAUCACGCGCGAGCCGCGCGCGUUCUUCCUGGAUAAGCCCGUCGAGGAGACGCCGCUGCUGCUGUAUCCUCCGGUCGUGGCGGCGAGGGUGCAAAUCCCGACGCUGCAUGUCUGGGGACAGAACGAGCCGACGGGUCUGCGGGAUGCGUCGUCCUGGGCGAUUCAGUUGUGUGAGAGUGGGAUGACGAGGUCGCUGGUGCAUGACUCGGGGCAUGAUGUGCCGAGGUCGCCGCGGGAGUUGGAGCGGAUUGUGGCGAUGAUGCAGGAGAUGGGGGGUGAGAGCGUGCGAGCUGUGCUGUAGAGCAUCAGAAUAUUGAGAGGCCCUCAGUUGACACACGAAUAGGAUUCAUUAUAAAGUGCAAGGCGGGAAUUGUACCUAUCUAGUAUACCAGAAUUGCAGCCCGGAGUGCC